This is a messenger RNA of Hydractinia symbiolongicarpus, 4737 nucleotides long. RefSeq names its product kidney mitochondrial carrier protein 1-like. The transcript has 7 exons. Gene Ontology annotation, biological process: transmembrane transport. The record is from RefSeq and is a predicted model, not a curated record. Lineage: Eukaryota; Metazoa; Cnidaria; Hydrozoa; Anthoathecata; Hydractiniidae. Bases 282 to 1190 code for a protein of 302 amino acids.
AAUGAAUUUACCUGAUUCAUAAUAUUUUUCACAACAUGUUUUAUUAGAAAGUAAUAAAGUGAAGUGGCGUGUUGUCGUCAGAGUUAUUAUGUUCCUUUUCGAGAACUUGUGUAUUAGGUUGUUGCAGACAACAACAGUAAUGGCAGACGGAGCUAUGUGCAGCAUGCCUGCAUGCGAUUUAAAAACUUUAAAUUAGUAUUUUUUGCUGUCGCUGGGGACAAAGGUUGGAAGUAUCAUUGUAGGUAGCUAUAAACCCGAAAUAAAGCAACGAAGAAUUUAAAAUGGAUGUGAAACCGUUCAUUUUUGGAGGUUUGGCGUCAAUGGGUGCAGAAAUGGGUAAGUCUCGCGACGGUACUUUUCCUAUUGAUACAACAAAAACAAGGCUACAAGUUCAAGGUCAAGUAAUCAAUAAUUCAUUAAAAGAAAUGCGAUACAGAGGUAUGUUACAUGCAAUGUACCGGAUUAGCAAAGAAGAGGGUGUGACAGCUUUGUAUAAUGGUAUAAAGCCUGCAUUACUACGCCAAGCGACAUAUGGAACAAUUAAAAUUGGACUUUACCAUGGAAUCAAACGUUUGAUAACAAAGGAUCCAAAAGAUGAAACUUUGGCAUUAAAUAUGUUUGCUGGUAUAGUUGCAGGUGCUCUUUCAUCUGCUUUAUGUAAUCCAACUGAUGUCUUAAAAGUGCGUCUCCAGGCCCAGACGGCAGGUACGGUAAUAGCUGAACAUAGUAUGCUUCAUUCGUUCGUCAACAUAUACAAAAUGGAAGGAUUAAGUGGUUUAUAUCGGGGUGUAGGACCAACAGCUCAAAGAGCAUCAGUUGUUGCUGGAGUUGAGUUGCCAGUAUAUGAUUUUUCCAAAAGAUGUUUCGUUGAUUCAGAAAUUUUAGGUGACAAUCCAGCAACUCAUUUUUUGUCAAGUAUUAUUGCUGGACUAGCUGGAGCAAUAGCUUCAAAUCCAAUUGAUGUUGUUAAGACACGAAUGAUGAAUCAACGCAAAGUGGCAAACACAUCAGCAACCACUUUGUACACUAGUUCACUAGACUGUGCUAUUAGGACAUGUAAAACCGAAGGUGCUAUGGCUUUAUAUAAAGGAUUUAUUCCAACUUUUGUUCGUCUGGGUCCAUGGAACAUACUAUUUUUUAUGUCAUUUGAACAACUAAGGAAUGCAGAAAAAAGAUGGUAUAGUACGUAGUAUUCCAAAUUUUCUCACCAUUUUUAUAGAAACUAGAUAUAUUUUUUGUAUCACUUUUUCUCAUUCUUAGAUUAAACAUGUGAUAGGUAAUUACCUUAAGGGAAGAAAUUUUCGCGGGAAUUUAAUUUCGCGGUUGAUCAAAACGAUUUUUUUCGCGGAAUUUAAUUUCGCGGUCGAGAAAAAAAUAUAAUUUUCGCGGUCGAGAAAAAAUAGUCUUUCUAAAUUGUUAAUUACUCGUUACAUUCAUCAUCGAUAAUGAAGUCAAAUGCGUUUCUAUCAAAGUCUUCUUCGAACCCCCAUUCUGCAUCAUCAUCAUUGUCGUCGUCAUCUUCAUCAUUUUCUACGAUUUCGUUUACGUAUCCGAUAUUAAAUCUGUCUUCGUUUGACCAUUUUUGGUAGGACUUUCUGUUGGUCUUUCGAGGAGUAGAUGCGGCUUGGGCAGCAGCUUGGAAAUCUAACGGUCCUAAACCUGAUUCUCUCUGCAAGUUACGCGACGAUUCUGAAAAAUUAAAGGGAUAUCUGGGUAUUACAUUUGUAUCAAAUAAAUAUCAACUGCUUUAGAAUUUUAAUAAUUCUAACAAGGCUUUAAACUCGGAAGAUUUUUGCUUAAAAAGUAAGUAUUACAAUAUGAAAGUUAAUAAUAAAAAGUAGUGUUACCUGAACUUGACAUUUUUCUUUCGUCUUGUUUUGUCUUUUUCACAUGAACGCGUUUGUUUACAUGUGUCAGUUUAUCACCCAAACUCAAGAACACGAGUGAAAGAUAUUUUGAUCGAUGAACAAUACAAAUAUACAAAAUUUGUGGUUUAAUAGACCAUUUCUAUAUAUCCAAAACGAGACGAAUUUCUAUUAAAAACUUUCAAUGGUUUUUUUUUGUUUCGGGAGAGCAAAUAAAUGAACAUUCGAAAAGAAAAAUUUUCCAGACAACAAUUUUCCCGCGUGUUUAUCCUAUUGUUUGAGGGGGAAACCCUUCGAUGAGAGCAAAUAAAUGAACAUUCGAAAAGAAAAAUUUUCCAGACAACAAUUUUCCCGCGUGUUUAUCCUAUUGUUUGAGGGGGAAACCCUUCGAUGAGAGCAAAUAAAUGAACAUUCGAAAAGAAAAAUUUUCCAGACAACAAUUUUCCCGCGUGUUUAUCCUAUUGUUUGAGGGGGAAACCCCUUACUCGCUGAAGUAAAGGAGACUGAAGUAAAAGAGAGUCAAACAAUGAGGACAAACUUAUUGAGACAAGAAGGAAACAAGAAAGUACAGAAGAAAGUUACUGUCACUGUAAGAUGGCGUACAGUAAAGUUUUCGAAUUUUCAGCAGCAGUAAGAGGAUACCAUUAUUAUAAAAGCUUUUGGAAUCCUCAGAGAGAACAAUUUCUAGAAUGUCAUCACGAGUUUGGAAAUCCCUUUGAUCGUUUCGCGAUCAAGGUUUGCGAAAUAGGAGAUACAAAUGCAGUUGGUCAUCUUCCACGAGAGAUCUCGCGUGUUACAAAAUUUUUCAUGGAUAGAGGAGCAAUCGUUAAUGCCAAGCUUACAAGUGAACAUUAUAGACGCUCUCCCAUCGUUCAAGGCGGUAUGGAGAUUCCAUGUAAAAUCACAGUGAAAAUUGCUGGUAUUUGUAUUAACCUUCUGUUGAUGGAAAAAUAUAAACAACUUAUAGAGGAAUUGUACAUUGAACCCAAGAAUGAGGAAAAUCUGGGAUCCUUUUUACAACCUAAUAAUGUGACCGAGGAAAGCAUCAAUUUACCUUCCACUUCAUCCCAAUCGAAGAAGAGCAAGUCCAAAGAUGAAGCGAGCAAUCAGAAAGAUAUCCGAAGUUUUUUUAGCAAGACCAUUAGCAUUAAAACAACUACUAAAAGGCGAGAUGGCAAGAAGAAAACGGAAAAGAUUAUCACGAUUGACUCUGAUUGAUUAAUGAAAGUUUUAUUGAUUAUUGUAAUUCUUAGAGCAUCUCUUAUGUUAGAAAAGAUACUUUUAUGUAUAUGCCAUUUCUCCAUUCUCAGUUUUCACUGAAUUUAUAAUUCCAAUGCAAAUAAAAUCAAAAAUUUUCGCGAGAAUUUAAUUUCGCGGUCAACAAAUUUCGAAAAAUUUCGCGGGAAUUUAAUUUCGCGGUCGGUGAAUUUUUAAAAUUUUCGCGGGAAGAAAAUUUCGCGGUUUUUUCCAAAAACCGCGAAAACCGCGAAAUUUUCUUCCCGCGAAAAUUUCUUCCCUUAAGGUAGCUUGUUUAUACAGAAUUUUGAAAUUAUGCGUUAUAUUAUUAUAGCAUUGUAGGCAAUACACUGUAUCACUUUAUUGUCAAUUUGAUAGAGUCAAGAAAUAAAAAUAUUUAAACAGCGAUUCACUAUCCAUUAAACGUCAAAUUUAAUAUGAUCUAAAACAUUCUUUUUCCCUUUAAAUUUGUGAAUUUUAUUUUACAGAGUGUGUUUGGUUGUAUUUUUUUUUGUACAGUUUAAGAAAAGUUGGUUGGUAGCAGUUACUUUCCACCAAUCAAAUUCAUCAUAUUGAAUUUGAAUAGUGUAAUUUAAAGAAAAGUGAUACACGUUCAAAUUUGUUAAAUUCAACAAAAUGAAUUUGAAUAAGUGGAUUGUGAAUUGCACAAUUAAGAAAAAUAAGAUUUUUUAUAAAUAUAUCAUAGUAGUUUAUAAGAUAAUCUGCUUAUAAAAAAUUUGCUUUAGAGAAACACUAGACUAAUACUCAGGAAAAAAAUGAAAAGUGACUGUCUAAGAAAUUUAAUAUGGAAAUGCCAUGUGAAGCUUCUUUGCAUCAUUUAGUGUUUUGGUGUAGCAUCUAAAAUCUAAAUAGAUUGUGAGUACCGAUCAUCAACUUCUCUAGAACCUACUUUAUUUUAUAUUAUUUUCUGCAUGAGUGAAUCUUUCCAGAGACCUUAACGACUGUAAUUUUUUUUUGUUUUUUGUCAAUCCUGACAAAACAGGUUACGUUUAUACUGGGCUAUUGUCUUGAUAGAUGAGCUGGGAAUGUUUACAAAUUUUUUUUUUUGAAAAGAAACACUCAAUUUCCCUCGAAGGUGGAUGUUAUGAGUAAAAUUAUGCAAAUUUAAAGGAAAUACCUUUGAUUUAUUGCUAAGUGAUACAGAGUUAGCAAGCGAAAGUUAGCGAUACUUUUUGCAUCUGACUAUUCCAUGACUGACCACAUAAUCAUUUCUUAAAAAGCAUAAAAAUCUGUUAUUCUGUUUUUUUACUGGUUUGUAGUAAUUGGUAGUAGAUGCUUUUUUUGUCAGAAUUACACCAUAAGUGAACAUUUUGUUAGUUUUUAUGAAUUGCUGGUAAAAAAUAGUUUCAUGUCUCUGCAAUGUGUCUAAGAUCAAUCUCGCAUAAUUUCUAUCGAUAGCAGUUUCAAUAGGAGACGAAUGGAUUAUCUUGGAUAUUUAUAACGGUUAGGAUUAAACUUCGUUUCUGAAGUCUUGUUUUUCCCACUCACACAAUUCACAUUUCUUGCACAUAAUUAUAUAGUUUCUGCAUAAUUAGGAUAUAUAAUAUAUGUAAAUAUUUAUUGUAUUAUAUUUUUUGAUUUUAUAAAUACAGCUACAAGACGUGUUUUGUUUUUA